ACUUUUGAGCAUGGAGUGACUUGCAUAGCAAUGAGACAAAAUUACUACCGUACUAGUAUCGAGGAGCCUGUUUUGGGGAACUUCUAGCUCCCAUUCCCAUAGUACCCAAAAAUAAUUAUCGGAAAUGAAGUGGGAAGCGGGAGACAGAAGGCAAGCUUAUUAAAAGCGCCCAAAUUUCUCUUUCUUCAUUGUAACCUAAGGGACAAGUCAACAACGGGAAGGAAAGAAAAGUUCUCAAUAAUGUAUUUAUUUUAAGAGCGGCGAUGGAAUACAGCAUUGCGCAGUCCACAAAAGUAUGAGAGCUGAUACGCCAAAAUCCAGUUGAUCACUAGAUAAUAGAAAUUACAGAAAAUCCCAACUCGCUGCUCCCAUCUGGCGGUGGUCUUCAUUUUUUACAAUCUAAAAUGGAAGUAAAUGGAUUCCUUCUGGAGAUGGUCUGCGCAAUCCGCAGGAUUUGACAAUUUGAUGCCAUAUAAUCAGGAUAUUGCUGUGGUAUCCACCUUUGGCAUGGGCAACCUUUUGCAAACCUGGAGGAGAAUUUCUGGAAAUAGAGGAACAACGUUCAAACCUUCCUUACUAAGAAGAUCCAAGGUGUGAGAAGAAGCGGGCUAGCUGCUUUAGCCUAGCAGACAUGCCUUUUGGGCUGAAAUUACGAAGGACUCGACGCUAUAAUGUCCGGAGCAAGAACAGUUUCAUGACCCGGAUUCAACUGUUGGAGAACAACCUGAUUGAGUGCACAUUGUCUGUGGAGAGCACUGGGCAAGAAUGCUUGGAGGCCGUAGGUCAGAAGCUGGAAUUACCAGAGACACACUAUUUUGGCCUUUGGUUUCACAACAAGAGCCAGCAAGUGCGAUGGGUAGAACUGGAGAAACCUUUGAAAAAGCAGCUGGACAAAUUUGCCAGCCAAUCUUUGCUAUUCUUUGGGGUCAUGUUUUAUGUACCCAGCGUUGCCCUCCUGCAGCACGAAGUCACAAGGUACCAGUAUUAUCUUCAAGUAAAAAAAGAUGUUAUUGAUGGACGAUUGCGAUCUUCCUUUGAACAAGGGAUAAGGUUGGCUGCACUGGCCGUUCAAGCUACAUUGGCAGCUCAAGUUGGCUUUGGAGAUUACCCUCAUUUUGAUUCUCGGGAUCUCCGGCGGUAUGUUUUGUUUCCUGUGGAUUUGGUUCAAAAUGAAGCCAUUUUGGAAGAAUUGAUUCAGAAGGUAGUCCAGGAACACAGAAAUCAUAGCAACCUUUCUGCAGCAGAAGCAGAAUUGCUUUACAUCAGGGAAGUGGAACGACUAGAUGGAUUUGGGCAGGACAGUUUUCCUGUGAAGGACAAUCAAGGAAAUGACUUUCAUCUUGGAAUUUUCUGCAUGGGGAUUUUUCUAAAGAACCCAAUGGGAAGAUCCACAGUGAACUACAGGUGGAAUGAUAUUGGAAACAUAACACACAACAAGUCUUCAAUUGUUGUAGAAUUGGUUAACAAAGAAGAAACUGUACUGUUUCAUACGGAUGACCUUGAAAAUGCCAAGUACAUUUCACGGCUCUUUGCUGCGAAGCACAAGUUUUACAAACAAAACAAAAUCUGCACAGAACAAUCAAAUUCUCCUCCCCCUAUCAGACGGCGGCCCACAUGGAGCAGAUCAUCUUUGCCAAGGCAACACACCUUUAUUAUGCCUCCUGUGCAUGUCCAAUGUGGAGAACAUUACACUGAAACUCACAAUUCACAAGAUAGCAUUUUUCAUGGAAAUGAAGACAUGUUUUACUAUAGAUCUCAGACUAGCUUGGACAGAUGUGCAAUGGACUUCAGCUAUUUGAACGGCAGUGUCCCAAAUGGCAGUGUGUGCAGUGCCCAAAGUAUGAACUCUCUCAACCAUUCGCAGAACUUCGUUCAAGCUUCUCCGGUGUCCUCCAACCUCAGUAUCCCUGGAAGUGACAUUAUGAGAGCAGAUUACAUACCAAGCCAUAGACACAGUGCAAUAAUUGUCCCUUCAUAUAGGCCAACCCCAGAUUAUGACACUGUAAUGAGGCAAAUGAAGAGAGGAGUGAUUCACACUGAUAGCCAAAGCCAGUCUUUGAGGAACCUCAACAUUGGGAACACUCAUGUUUACAGCCAACCCACAGAUCUUGUAUACAGUCAACCAGAAAUUCAGGAGAGACCUUCUUAUACCAUUGCAUAUGGGCCUCAAGGCACUUAUAAAAAACACAUGACUCAUUCUGAGCAAGUGAAUCCCAUGAAUGCUUUGCAGGCAAAACCGACAUCUAGUGCCAUUUCUCAUACAGUUAGCACUCCAGAGCUGGCCAAUAUGCAGCUCCCCAACAAUCAAAGAUGUGGCCCUGCACAAGUACUGAAGAACUAUCUUUUUAGGCCACCACCACCCUAUCCGCGUCCACGUCCUGCUACCAGUACACCUGAUCUAGCAAGUCACCGCCACAAGUAUGUCACUGGCAGUAGUCCUGAUCUGGUCCCUCGGAAAGUGCAGCUUUCAGUGAAGACUUUCCAAGAGGACAGCGCUCCUGUCGUCCACCAGUCACUACAGGAAGUUAGUGAACCUCUGAUGGCAGCCAAACAUCAUGCAGCCAUCAACAAACGCCACAGUUUGGAAGUGAUCAGUAAUAUGGUACGUGGAAUGGAAGCGAUGGCUUUAAAAAGCCUAAAUGCUCCCUUGCCACGCAGAAAUACCCUACGCAAUGAGAUGCAGCCAGAGGAAGUGGUGCAAAGGGGGCAUGAGGUUCAGCAGCUCCCUCACUACCAUCACAAAAAGACCUUCUCGGAUGCUACAAUGCUGAUCCACAGCAGUGAAAGUGAAGAUGAGGAAGAAGCAUCAGAAUCUGUGCCUUCCAUGGCAGCCCUACAUGAAAACAUGGAGUAUAGCGUUCAAUUGCAAGCUGCCUUGGCUCGAAUACCUAACAAACCUCCUCCUGAGUAUCCAGGUCCCAGGAAAAGUGUUAGCAAUGGAGCUCUGCGGAAUGACCAGAUAAAUAACGUUCCGCGGGCUGUGUCUCGAGUCAAGGUGGCAAGGCCGGGACCAGCGAGGACAAUUAGCAUAUCUCGGACUGAUCAGAACAUGAUGAAUGGCUCUUCCCUUGGUCCAUCAAUCUCUGAGCCAGACCUCACAAGUGUCAAGGAACGGGUCAAGAAAGAGCCAGUGAAGGAGAGGCCUGUGUCUGAAAUGUUCUCCAUUGAAGAUAGUAUCAUAGAAAGGGAAAUGAGGUAUCUAGAGAAACAGAAGAUGGCAGGCCUGGAAGCCCAGAAGAGGCCCUUGAUGUUGGCAGCACUCAAUGGACUCUCAGUUGCUCGAGUUCCAGUGCCUGAGGAUAGCCAAGAUGAAGGAGCCAAGGUGCCAAUGGAUGAGCGGGAAAGAGGAAGAACCAAAAGCCAUCGUUAUUGGCCCAUACUUGGCUCAAAACAUAGCUCAGCCACUUAUGGAAAAUUCAAAGUGACCACCAAAUUCCGGACUGUUUCUGGUUGCUAUGCUACAACAGGCCUGAAGGUCAAGCACCUAGGUGAAGCACAGGAGAAGACUGUGUGGCAUUUACAUUACACCAACUGGCCAGAUCAUACUUGUCCAGGAGAGCAAGACUUCCUAUCCUAUUUGGAAGAGAUCCAAUCGGUGCGCCGUCACACAAACAGCAUUCUGGACAGCAGUAAUAAUUGCAACCCUCCAAUUGUUGUGCACUGUAGUGCUGGAGUAGGGAGGACAGGUGUGGUUAUUUUGACAGAGCUUAUGAUUGGCUGCUUGGAACACAAUGAGAAAGUAGAUGUUCCAGUGAUGCUUCAACAUCUGAGGGAACAGAGAAUGUUCAUGAUCCAAACUAUCGCACAGUAUAAAUUUGUCUACCAAGUCCUCAUCUUAUUUCUACAAAAUUCCAGGCUCAUUUAACAUCUUCAAAAGAGAGACAGCAUCUUUUUCACUCACUUAUUUAGACAGCCUUUUUGGUUUGGCUGAGAAUCACCCUACUACAAAGCUUCUUGCUUUGCGGUAUUUUGUGACACCUGAUCAAAAUUGCUUCAAUGAUAAGGACACUUUGUUCUUCUUGCAGAUGAUUUUAUAUGAGAUAAUUUAUUUUUUUAAAAUGAUGUGUGAACUUUCUUAAUUGGUGGAAUGUGGGGUAACCUUAAAAUGACAGAACCACAUUGGACACAUCUCUUCAUUGUAAUCUGUCUUUAGGAUGGGAAAUAAUCCUAUCUGGAGAUGUUCUCUUGACCAUUGCAUUUCUAUAUGACAUGCAAGGCAGCUUUGCUAUUUUAUUGUAUUCUAUUUUAUUUUUGUGAAAAGAAUAUUUAGCAAUCUGUUUUCAGAGCUGUGCACAUAGAAGAAAAACCAGCUUAAAGUAGUAUUUGACUUUUGUUCAAAUUUAAAAGCAGAUAUAUGUCUAUAAUAUUAUUGAAAAGGAACAAGCUUUUGCCAUCAAUGAUACAUGCAGUGCCUUACAGAAUAGCAGUGGGAUUUCCAAUAAGCUCAAGAUUUCAAGGGUUGAGUACUAAGCAAGUAUGAUUAUACUGGUAGUACCUUGAUGAUGGAUAGUAGCAAUAUUUAAAGCUAUAAAAUAGCUGGAAUAGCUGGAAAGAGAUCCAUUCUAAGAAGUUUUUAAGGGUCUAAGCAAGAUCUAAUCAAUCCUAAAUCCUACAGUUGAUGCUGUAUCUUGAGUCUAGAAAUUGCCCUGCAGGUGAUGUGAAAUACCCAGAUCAGGGGCAUAUUUCAAGUCAGAUUAUUCCUUGAAUCACACAGAGUAAAUCUGAAGAUUUUUUCUAUUGGUUGCCAUAUAUGCUGAUAGUGGCAGAGUUCCCCUUUAUGUGACCUCCUGUCUGUUCUCUCUCCUUCUAAGGGAGAGGUAUAUAUUGAGCAUGGUUGUGUAGCUCUUUUUAGAAAUCUUACUAAUAUACAAACAGUUUUUAAGGUUAAUUUUGGCUUAAACCAAUAACUACCUGUAGCCUAGGACAGCAGGUAUAAGGACAUGAGAGUUCAAAGUGUUUUAAAAACAUCGAUUUAAAUGAAUAGGAAAUUCUAACUGUUACUGAUUUAGUAUUGUUUGCAAAAGAGAAUGUUCUAGUGGUUUGGGUAUGUGCGGUAAGUGUCUUCAGGCUCUAAAAAUCCCUGUACAGUUUGUGUCUGCAGGCUCUGUUGUGUGGCUGCAAUGCAUUACGUGGAUUCACAAAUAAUUUGUAAUCAUCUCCACAUAACAUAAUAAUUAUGUUAAAGUAGACUUUUUUAUUGCCCCUAAAAAAUCAGGUGACAGACAGAUUGUCAACAUAGACAAAAUCUAUGUUGUCGCUAGGAAUUGACAGUGACUUGAUGGUACAUUAUCAUUGAUCCAUUUAUCUCAGCAGUGUCCACUCUGAUUUGCCAUCGCUCUCCAAGGUCCUGAUUCAAAUUAUUUCCCCCCCCCCUCCCACUGAACAAUAUGAUUUGCACAUCAAAACAUCCAUCUGACAUUGAGUUAUUAUAAUUAGUUUUAAUAUUGCUUUUAUACAUCAUAAUCCUGUGUUGCUUUUAAAAACACUUAUGAUUCUGUUCCCCCCCCCCAUUUCUAAAUUAGACAACAGUAUUAAAGCUGAUACGCUUCGAUGGGUUACAGCCUUUUUUUUAAAGUAAUCUUUAU
Thamnophis sirtalis is the source of this 5585-nucleotide messenger RNA. Lineage: Eukaryota; Metazoa; Chordata; Lepidosauria; Squamata; Natricidae. The record is from RefSeq and is a predicted model, not a curated record.